AUGUCGGUAAGCUACGAAGGCGUAACGGUAGCUCCAUUGGUUCUGCUGUCGGUUUUGGAUCAUUACCAACGUACAAACACGCCGGAGAACAAGAGAUGUGUGGGAGUGAUAUUGGGAGAUGCUUCGACGUCUACUUUGAAAGUGACGAAUUCAUUUGCUUUGCCGUUUGAGGAAGAUGAGAAGAACCCGGAUGUGUGGUUCCUGGAUCACAAUUACAUCGAAAAUAUGAACGAAAUGUGCAAGAAAAUUAAUGCAAAGGAGAAACUGAUUGGUUGGUAUCACAGUGGGCCGAAGCUGAAGGCGUCCGAUCUGAAGAUCAACGAACUGUUCAAGAAAUACGCAAGCACAAAUCCACUAUUGCUGAUUGUGGAUGUAAAACAGCAGGGCGUCGGCCUGCCCACUGACGCAUAUGUGGCAGUGGAGCAGGUUAAGGACGACGGUACCUCGACGGAGAAAACUUUUAUCCAUCUGCCUUGCACGAUAGAGGCCGAGGAGGCAGAAGAGAUUGGUGUUGAGCAUCUGCUGAGGGACGUGCGCGACCAGGCUGCCGGCGGACUGUCUAUAAGGUUGACCAAUCAGUUGAAAUCCUUGAAAGGUCUGCAGAGGAAGCUGAGAGACAUCGUAAGCUACCUGAACAAAGUCAUCGACGGCAAGCUGCCCGUCAACCAUACGAUCCUCGGUAAACUGCAGGACGUGUUCAAUCUCUUGCCAAAUUUGGGGUCUCCGAACGAGGACGAGAUGAACGGUAAAAGCGCAGACGUGCGUAGUUCUUCCAACAACCUGCAAAAGGCGCUGACCGUCAAGACGAACGAUGAGCUUAUGGUCAUCUACGUGGCUAAUCUGGUGAGAUCCAUCAUAGCAUUCGACGAUUUGAUCGACAACAAGAUACAGAACAGAAAACUGCAGGAGAGGACCAGGAAGCUAGAGGCCGACAAGCUGGAGCAGGAGAAGAAACUUCUCAAAGAGGAAGAGGCCGCAGCGCCUAGUACGUAA
This is a messenger RNA of Torulaspora globosa, 993 nucleotides long. RefSeq names its product proteasome regulatory particle lid subunit RPN8 (gene RPN8). Lineage: Eukaryota; Fungi; Ascomycota; Saccharomycetes; Saccharomycetales; Saccharomycetaceae. Gene Ontology annotation, biological process: proteasome-mediated ubiquitin-dependent protein catabolic process. The record is from RefSeq and is a predicted model, not a curated record. Gene Ontology annotation, cellular component: proteasome regulatory particle; proteasome complex. The transcript has a single exon. Gene Ontology annotation, molecular function: protein binding; metallopeptidase activity. Bases 1 to 993 code for a protein of 330 amino acids.